GCGAGUAUAUCCAGCCGACGAUAUACCGAUAGAGUGUUCUGCCGCCUUCAGUAGUCGGCGUAUGCUUGGCAUCUUCCUCCGGUCAUUCAAGUUACAUCCUGCAUCAAGCUUAAGGUUUCUAUUCUACCUUUUCUAUUCUACUUAGGCAGGAAUGGCUGCCUCUAAAGGCACCGUUGGGGAUGUGGUUACGAGUGACGAGGAUAAAGGUAAGUGAACCUUCCGCUUUCUCGCCUGCCAUGUUUCGCCUGAGAUUUACUAAAAUAUUGAUUUAUUGUUGCCUAGUGGCUAUCAUCUUGUAUAGCGAAGAUCAAUCUUCUUUGGUUCCGAAACGAAGAGUAAUCCUCACUACCAGUUAUCCGGUCCUCCGUAUCGGCCGAUCAUCCAAGGUGCAAAGCAAAGGUUUCAUUCCCGCUUUGGAUAACGCUUGGUUCGAUAACCCUGUUAUGUCACGAGAACACGCCGAGUUAUCUGCCAAAUUCGACGAGAACCCUAUUUCCGUUUUUCUCAAAGACGUCGGAUCUUUCCACGGCACGUUCAUACGCAACGGCAGCAACGAGACUCGACUUACCCAAAAUCAACCGAUUAAGUUGAAGGACGAGGAUAUCAUUCGAUUUGGAACUGAUAUUCUAAGAGCCGACAAGACCUACCCACCUUCUUCGGUCCGCUUCAAAAUGGAGACAAUGGAGACUCUGUACCCAAAACUUAUUAAUUCUCAACGCCGUGGCUUUACUGUCCCAGACGACGUAGAUGACGAGGAAGAUGAGCGCUGUGAAAAUGAGGGCGCCUCAAGCGACUUAGUAUCGAAACCCACAACAGCACUGGACAUCCCCGUGUCCAGUAAUGUUCUACCCAUCAAGAAGAGUACGCCUUCCUUUGUCGACUUGACUGUUGACGAUGAGUUGCCAUCCCACAUCAUGCUCCCCACCUGUUCUGAUGUGAAGAGCUGCAAUAUCAGUUCUGAUGUUAUUGAUUUGACGUCCGAAGCGAACUGCGAGUCUGAUGUGGAACCAUGUACAGUUGAUCGAAGAAGCCCACAGUGGCGCAAAACCCCUAUGCCAGCUUGCCCGGAUCCCCCUGCCCCUCGACCUCGUUCGGGAUCAAGGCAAACAUCGGAGGGGAAAGUUAUUAAUCUGGUCUCCUUCACACUGCCUCCAGAUGAUGAAGAGAUGUUCUCUAAGUAUCAUGAUGAUUCGAUUAAUGAAGACGAUGAGAGCGAAAAUGAGAUUAGUGAUCAUUCGGACUCUCUAUCAAUGUCUCCAUUGCUGUCUGAGUCAGACAUGGAUGAGAGAUCAGUCUCGGGAUCUUCGAAUGCCGAUAGCACGUUAUCCGACCUUGAAGACAGCGUCAGAGAUAGGUAUCAAGUGGGCAAAUACCAAUUGCACGAAAGUAAUGAGGAUGGUAUUCCAGAGCUUAUGUACCCAUACGACAGUAGUGACGAUAGCUAUUUCGAUGACGAGGAAGGACAAAUUGAUGAGGAUGAGGAUGAGGAUGAAAGUGAUGAUGAUGAGGAUGAUGCUUCGACCGCAUCACAUGAUCGGCUCAGCACGCCUUAUUCGCCUUAUCUUGAUCACCCAACUCCUGUUCACAGUGGGCUUCCUUCGGCUUCGGUCCCUUCUGCCCCUCCUUUCAACCCUCUUGGUUCCUACAACCGCGAUCCGAGCCCUUCCGAUGCUGCUCUAAUUAAAUCUCGUCGUCCGUUGUUGGAUAAUGUACCGAAUGAAAGCCGAGCUCAACAGCUUGGCGAGAAGACCGGUAAUCCCGUGUAUUUCUUAGCUAGAGAGCAGAACCGCACAGUUCUCAGUCCACAUGAUGAGCCCGCACCCAUCUCAGCCAUCAGAGAGACACUGCAAGCUGCUCAUUCUAAGAUUACUGCCGUUGUGCCAGAGGUAGCUGAAGAUUCUGGUAGCCCUUCGCCAUCCCUUUCUCACGCCGUAGAAGAAGAGCGCAAUAUUACGGUUGAGGCCAAGUUCAAUCUAAGAGCUAUCCAAGCGAAGUGGUCCAAGUUAGCCCAGGAUGCUUCCGAGGCGGCCGAUGCCAUAUCCAUCAAGCUAGGUGACACUGAUACCAACAAAUACUCAGCAUGGACUGUUUCUGGAGAUAACUUUAUCAAUAAGCCUCCUACUGAAGAGCCCUCAGUGUCCCAAACAGUUCAGUUCUCCCAACCAGGGGAGCUCGACAUGACUAGCGCUUAUAAAUUUCAACAGAGCAAACAAGAAUCGUUGAUGCAACCCUCUGCUGAAACUCGACGUGUGCCUAUUCGGGAUCUUUUGUCUUGGGAGCCAAAGUUGAAUACAAAUGAGAACAUGCAGCAAUUAAAGGGCCCAGCCCUUGCUCCUCCUGAGCCAUCAAUAGACUCUCAUAUGAACUGCGUUUCCACACCAAACAAGCGGUCAUAUGAGGAAGCUUUUCACAAAGAGGAAAAUGAAAGCAACGAACCCCACUUGACGAGUUCCUCUCACCUGCCUGUGGAACCGAACAGUCACGAGAAGGCGGAUACCCCUGCAUCGCACACGAAGCUUCCUACUCAGAAUGCUGCAUCUGCUCUCGUAGCCGCUCAGGCUGAAACAUUCCGACCUACAAAGCGAAUGCGAUUGGCUGCGGCUGUUAAAGUUGCAGCUUGCGUAGCAUUGGGAGGUGCAGCGACCUUCUCCUACCUAGUAAACACUGCUCCCGUCUUCUAAUAAUGUGGCGGCAUCUCGACCCCACCACACCAAAUCACUUCUACUGGCAGUUGCGGCGUUUUAUUUUGAGGUCGGCGUUGAUCGGCAGGGAAGAAGGCCUUAGGUAAUGUUACAUGAGGCCACAGCUUAGCCUCGGGUGGAGUUUUAUGGUUUGUGAACGUCAUGAUACCUAGGCAUUGUCCGCUAGGUAUUCGAUAGCUACAUGCUUUCACGAUUCGGUUUCACUUCUCUACCAUGUUUCGUAGCUUCUUAUUCUACCUA
Molecule: messenger RNA, 2942 nt
Organism: Xylaria bambusicola
Lineage: Eukaryota; Fungi; Ascomycota; Sordariomycetes; Xylariales; Xylariaceae
Exons: 4
Coding region: 180-2681 (833 amino acids)
Molecular function (GO): protein binding
Source: RefSeq, a predicted model, not a curated record